Molecule: messenger RNA, 1110 nt
Organism: Musca domestica (house fly)
Lineage: Eukaryota; Metazoa; Arthropoda; Insecta; Diptera; Muscidae
Exons: 2
Coding region: 57-746 (229 amino acids)
Source: RefSeq, a predicted model, not a curated record
UUAACAAUGCAUCGAAAAAACAUUUCGCGAUCUAAAAAGAAAGAACAACUACCACAAUGUUCAAUAAUUUCUCGAAGACAUUUGCCAUGGUUUUCAUGGUUGCUUUUGCUGGCGCAUUCUCACAGGACUUUGAUAAUUUCAUUCCAAAAGUGCGCCGUGAAAAUGUUGCCAGAUUGAUUUUAAAUUCGAAAAGUAGUCCGGAAGUUAUUUCAUUAUGUUUCGACAGUUAUAAUUAUUAUUGGAAUGCAUCGAACACCGUGUAUCGCAGCCAAUACGAUUCAUGUCGUACAACAGCAGCCAAAGGAAAUUCGGCUAUCAAUGAGGAAGUUGCAUCAAACAUAACAUAUGUGAUCACGCUACAAGAAGAAUCAGCCAAAGAGUAUGAGGAAUGUAAUGAAGAAAAAGGAGACGCUCUUGCAUAUUUUCAAUGUACAACCAAAGCGGCUACCAAUGCUGCCAAAACCUCUCGUGACAUCCAAAACAUAUCCAACGAUAGAAUCCAAUAUGUUACGAUGCGUCGCGAUAUGGUGAAAUACGAUUGCGACGACUGUACCGGUAAAUGUAAUGCUGCUCAUAAUGCUGAGCUAGCCAAGGUAGAAGAGGGCUUGUUGGAUUGCUUGUCUGGCAAAAUUCCCCCACCUACUCCCCCCACGCCUACCACGUCAUCGACAACAACCUCUCCAACUCCCAGUUCAACCACAACCACUCCACAACCAUCUGUAGAAACAACAACUUCGGAUGAGUGAUUUCAAAGCUGUCGUUAUUUGUUCGGACCCUUGUAUGACACUGACAACUGCAACAUGAUUGAUGAAUUUUAUGUAUGUAAACAGGCUUUCAUCAUGGUACAAUAAUAAGAGUAUUGCAUUUAUCAUAGAGGUUUAUUAGAUUAGUUGUCGAAAUAGUUAUUGUGAUUGAAACCACGCUGAAUUAGAUAAACAAUUAGUGAGCAAAACAUUAACGGAUUUUGACAUUUUGUCUGAUUUUAAAAAUCUAAUGGGACACCUUAUUACUGUACCAUGAUUGCAAUAUUAUAAUUUUAUUCUAUCCCGAUUAUAUGUUCUAUAUUCAAAAUAUUUUAUCUGCAAAAUAUAUAUAUCAUACAAUAGCUGA